Molecule: messenger RNA, 2742 nt
Organism: Artibeus jamaicensis (Jamaican fruit-eating bat)
Lineage: Eukaryota; Metazoa; Chordata; Mammalia; Chiroptera; Phyllostomidae
Gene: C1QTNF6
Product: C1q and TNF related 6
Exons: 3
Coding region: 627-1433 (268 amino acids)
Molecular function (GO): protein binding
Source: RefSeq, a predicted model, not a curated record
GGACGCUCAGCAGGGCCUGCCCUUCCCCCCAUCCCAAAGAGAUCCCAGCUGCCGAGUGGAGGCAACAGGGACCCCUCAUCACUCCUGAUGGCCCUGUCCCUCACACUCCUUGCCUGACACCUUCCCCCACAGCCAGUCAGUGAUGCUGGCUGUCCUUACUACUUUUGUUAAAUCCACUUUGCUUCCUGCUUCCUGCUCCCCAUCCACAGUUCACACCUCAGAGCUUUUGAUGUCUCCUGGCUGGAACCCACAGGAAGGCCCCCAAACUGAGCCCGCCCUCCUUGCAUUGUCCUGGGCAGGCACUGGGCAGAGGGCAUACCGGGCGGGGCAAGGAACAAACUUUUUAUUGAGUCUUUUUUACAAGUCAGGCAAUUGUCCUGUGUUUAAAUCAUCCCGGACCACCUAGGAGCAAGGUGGCAUGUCCUCUCCCAGCAAAUGCUGAGGGGCAGGAAGGCCAGAGGGUGCAGCCUCCAGCCCUGAGUCCCACAGCUUGUAAACUGUCCGGGAUUUCAGGUCUGACUCUGAGGCCUCACCUUUCUCCACAAGUCACAUGCCGGCCAGGAAAAACAGGAUUCUUGCUUUUCUCAAAACCACUGGGUUGUGUAAUUUACCAAUAAAAGGUCGCCAUGGGGACAGCUGCCCUAGAUGUCCUCUGGGCGGUGCUCCUGCUCCCUCUCCUGGUGUUUGGGGUCCCCACUGAAGAGCCCACCUCUGGGGAAGCUGUGGCCUCCCAUGCCCCUGGGCACUGCCGAUGGUGCUGUGACUCUGACUCUGAGGACCACCUGGCCCCUGCUGAUGCUGCAGACGUGUCCUCAGUCUCUCCGUCCACCCUCCCGUACGUGUUGCCUGAGGUCAGGCCCUACAUUAACAUUACCAUUCUGAAGGGUGACAAAGGGGACCGAGGCCCGCUGGGCACACCUGGGAAGCUGGGCCGGGAGGGUCCCCGGGGAGAGCGAGGCCCCCAGGGCACCAAGGGCGACAAAGGGCAGGCGGGCAGCCCUGGCAGCCCGUGCCAGACUCGCUUCUCGGCCUUCUCGGUGGGCCGGAAAACGGCCCUGCACAGCAGCGAGGGCUUCCAGCCGCUGCUCUUCGACACGGUCUUUGUCAACCCGGACGCGCACUUCGACAUGGCCGCUGGCCACUUCGUCGCCCCCCUGAGCGGCCUCUACUUCUUCAGCCUCAAUGUGCACAGCUGGAACUUCAAGGAGACCUACGUGCAUGUCAUGCACAACGAGGAGGCGGCCGUCAUCCUGUACGCACAGCCCAGUGACCGCAGCAUCAUGCAGAGCCAGAGCGUGAUGCUGGCACUGGCGCCGGGCGACCGCGUCUGGGCCCGGCUCUUCAAGCGGGAGCGUGAAAAUGCCAUCUACAGCGAUGACGUGGACAUCUAUAUCACCUUCAGUGGCCACCUCAUCAAGCCUGAGGACGAUUAGUUCCUCCAGCAGGGCAGCUCUGGUGCUGGGGGGUGGUGGCCAGGGCAGGUCCCAUCCCCGGCAGGGCCUCAGUGUGCCGCUCUGUCAAGUGGGCCCGCAGGGCGGCAUUCUGGGGAGCCCUCUUCUUCCUUCCUUCCUUCCCAGUCUGUUUCUACUGCUCUCCUCUCUUGGAGAGCUCAUUCAAUCAUUCACCCAACACUCACUCUGUGCCAGGCCCUGGGGGGGCAGGGGGGGGUGGGACACAGACCCCGCCCUCGGUGAUGGUGCAGUCCAGCUGGGCGGGGAGACACAGGGUUCUGAGGCCUGACCCAGAGAGACGCAUGGUGCUCUUAUCACACACGUCUGGGUUCUGGGCAUUCAGACACUGUGGCCCCUCACUACCCACGGCUCCCCAAGGCUGGCAAGACAGGGUCCCCGAGGUGGGGGUGUUCCCUGCCUACUCUCAUUCCUGCUCAGUGCCUGUCAUUAAGGCAAACCCCCGAUGAAGCCUUGGUCAGGGCAAGGGUGCUAUGAAGGAAGGACCCAGGGGCUUGGGCGCUUUGGGGGAGAAGAGGCCCCUGGGGGAGGGGUCCCAGACCCUUAGCUUCCAUACAGCUGGUAUGGUCACCUGCGAGGACUCCUGUCCUCACAGCACCCCCUCCCUACCCCCUCCUGGGCUCAGUUGAGACCUUGCUCAGCUUGUCAUGUCAAAACCGCCUGGGCCUCAGCCCUGCAAAGUUUCCGGCCAAUGGCAGGAAUUGAUAUCUGUCCCCAGGUGCUCUCUGACCCUCCUGGGCCCCUCACUGGCCCAGUGUCACUGGUUCUCUAAGCUUUAAGGUGCUGAAGGGCCAGCAGGGUCUCCUCUGGCCUGGUGCUGCAUUCAGAAAUGUGAGGACGGAAGGCCCCAGGCUUUGGGCCCCUCAGCAGGUCUGGGGGCUGAAGCAGGUCACAUUCUAGGUCUAUCAUGGGGGACCCUCCUCCACGCCAUGAUGCCAAGAGAGGCCCAGGCCAAGGAAGGGACAUCAGGCUUUCUGUCCCUCUCCCACUUCCAGGGUGGGGCAACCUGGCAGCCCUCAGCCUUCUCCCCCACUCGGGAAGCUUGGCCCCCUGCCCUGAGUGAGGCGGCCCCCAGCUGUUGGUGCUUAUGCAGACUCUGGGAAGAGGGGCCCGGUGGUGGUCUCUGGUGCUUGCUUACAGCCGAGGGAGCCAUGGCUGCGUGGCAGGUGACAUCAACGGGCCCCGACCAGGUGCAAAGGCCGGUGCUACGCAGUGUCCCAGCCCUUCCGCAUCCUGCCCUGCUCAGCCAGCGUGAUUAAAGGUUGCAUGUCUU